AAGUGUUGUUGUGUAUGUAAAGCACGUGAGGUUUGAGAGCAGCUGUUUCCGGUGGGAGGAGCUUGAAGUUUAAGCGCCAGAAUUUAAGAAUUGAAUGUCCCGCCUGUUUCUCUGCUAACUGACUGUAACUGUACAGAGUGUUAUUGUACAAUAUUGCAUGAAGAUAAAAUGUCUCCCACUGCCAAACGAGCCUGUCCCAGUCCUCUGAACGACAGCCUGGAGAAAAGACUGAAACGCAUCUCCAUUGAAGGAAACAUUGAGUUUAUCGGUCCUUGCAUUGAAUUGACCACCUCUCAGAAGAGUGGAGGAAAUGUGCUGCAGAUGAUGUACGAGAAGCCCGAUCGCUGGGCCUACACCUUCCAGAGCUACGCCUGCAUGAGCCGCAUCCGCUCGCAGAUCAGAUCCACCAACGGAAAACUGCGAGAGGCCGAGAAUCCAGUGCAGUUCUUCGAACGAUCCGUGUACAGCGACAGGUACAUCUUUGCCUCUAACCUCUAUGAAAGUGAGUGUGUGAAUGAAACAGAGUGGGCGAUCUAUCAGGACUGGCACAGCUGGCUGCAUAAGCAGUUUGGGAAGCACAUUGAGCUGGACGGCAUCAUUUACCUGCGGGCAAAACCAGAAAGGUGUUUGGAGCGAUUGUAUUUGAGAGGAAGAGACGAGGAACAGGGAAUUCCACUGGAAUAUCUGGAGAAACUUCACUAUAAACAUGAGAGCUGGUUACAGCACAGGACUAUGAGUAUGGAGUUUGAGUAUCUGAAUGAAGUGCCGGUUCUUACCCUGGAUGUCAAUGAUGAUUUUAAAGACGACAAGAUCAAGUGUGCUGAUAUGAUCGAGAAGGUGAAAGAAUUUCUGAGCACCCUGUGAUUACGAUGAGAAAAGGUGCAUGUUGGACAGAAUAAUUUAACAUUGUUUUUUUUUUUUUUUUUUUAACCAUGAACUUUUGU
Messenger RNA from Sinocyclocheilus grahami, 944 nucleotides. Its product is annotated as deoxycytidine kinase-like. Bases 169 to 864 code for a protein of 231 amino acids. Gene Ontology annotation, molecular function: deoxycytidine kinase activity; ATP binding. Gene Ontology annotation, cellular component: mitochondrion; cytoplasm. Lineage: Eukaryota; Metazoa; Chordata; Actinopteri; Cypriniformes; Cyprinidae. The record is from RefSeq and is a predicted model, not a curated record. The transcript has 7 exons. Gene Ontology annotation, biological process: nucleobase-containing compound metabolic process.